Molecule: messenger RNA, 662 nt
Organism: Harpegnathos saltator (Jerdon's jumping ant)
Lineage: Eukaryota; Metazoa; Arthropoda; Insecta; Hymenoptera; Formicidae
Product: 40S ribosomal protein S16
Exons: 5
Coding region: 136-582 (148 amino acids)
Biological process (GO): maturation of SSU-rRNA from tricistronic rRNA transcript (SSU-rRNA, 5.8S rRNA, LSU-rRNA); translation
Cellular component (GO): cytosolic small ribosomal subunit; ribosome
Molecular function (GO): RNA binding; structural constituent of ribosome
Source: RefSeq, a predicted model, not a curated record
GGUGUCGCAGAAAAUGUCGUGUUGGCCGCUUUUAGGUUUCUCUCUGCUCCAACGAUCUCUCGCUUGGUUGACGUGGUAGUCGCACGUUGUAUAUAUCUUUUCCGUUUUGGUUGUAGCAUAAGAUUCGUGAGUAAGAUGCAAAAGAAACAAAAGGAGCCGAUUCAUUCAGUACAGGUCUUCGGACGCAAGAAAAGCGCGACUGCUGUCGCUUAUUGUAAACGCGGACGUGGAAAUCUCCGCGUCAAUGGUCGACCGUUAGAGCUAGUUGAACCACGUGUAUUGCAAUAUAAAUUGCAAGAACCCAUCUUGCUUUUGGGAAAGGAAAAAUUUUCUGGAGUUGACAUAAGAGUAAGGGUAAAUGGUGGAGGUCACGUUGCACAAAUAUAUGCUAUUCGUCAAGCCAUUUCCAAAGCGCUUGUGGCUUAUUAUCAGAAAUAUGUUGAUGAAGCUAGCAAAAAGGAAGUAAAGGACAUCCUAAUUCAAUAUGAUCGUACUCUCCUUGUUGCUGACCCAAGGAGAUGCGAGCCAAAAAAGUUUGGAGGUCCUGGUGCCAGAGCGCGAUAUCAGAAAUCUUACCGUUGAUGUAUGCUCAUUUUAUAUAUUAUAUACUUUAUUUAUAUUAUUGAGUAAAAACGAAAUAUAAAAUCCAUGUGAGGAAUACA